CUGACGUCUCAUUCAUCUGAGGAGGUUAUCGUCAACAACUAAGAGGGGUCUUGUACUGAAGAAAGCUGAGAGGUGGCAGUAGUCAGUGCGAGCAGUGUCAACACUCUCGCUGCGCUACUAACCGCCUUCUUCCUCGGCGUGUUUUUCUGUUUUGUCCCCGCUGUGUCGGCUAUCUCAAAUUGUAAAUAUUAGCUAGCUAAGGCUAGUUUGCUAACCGCUAAAAUGGCCACCAUGGAGAAACUGAUGAAGGCCUUCGAGUCUCUCAAAUCAUUCCAGCAACAACAGGGACCACCGACGGCCGAAGAGCUCGUCCAAAAACAGAAAAAGGAACAGACUACCACAAAGAAGGACCGAGUUACCCAUUGUUUGACCAUAUGUGAAAACAUCGUGGCCCAGUCACUGAGAACAUCUCCAGAGUUCCAGAAGCUGCUGGGCAUUGCCAUGGAAAUGUUUCUGCUCUGCAGUGAUGACAGUGAAUCCGAUGUACGGAUGGUGGCUGAUGAGUGCCUGAACAAAAUCAUUAAAGCACUGAUGGACUCAAACCUGCCCAGACUGCAGCUAGAGCUAUACAAGGAGAUUAAAAAGAAUGGUGCCUCCCGGAGUCUAAGGGCAGCUCUCUGGAGGUUUGCCGAGCUUGCCCACCUCAUCAGGCCACAGAAAUGCAGACCCUACCUGGUCAACUUAUUACCAUGCCUGACCAGAAUCACUAAGCGACAGGAGGAGACUGUUCAGGAGACACUAGGUUCAGCCAUGCCCAAGAUAAUGGCUGCCCUUGGAAAUUUUGCUAAUGAUGGCGAGAUCAAGGUGCUGUUGAAGUCCUUUGUAGCCAAUCUGAAGUCCAGUUCUCCCACCAUCAGACGGACAGCUGCCAGCUCUGCUGUCAGUGUGUGUCAGCACUCGAGACGCGCAAGCUACUUCUACACAUGGCUGCUCAAUGUGUUGCUGAGUCUCUUGGUACCAGUGGAUGAGGAGCAUCCCAGCCAUCUAAUCCUGGGAGUCCUGUUAACUCUGCGCUACCUAAUGCCUCUUCUGCAGCAGCAGGUCAACACCACUAGCCUCAAAGGUAGCUUUGGAGUUAUGAGGAAAGAGGCAGAUGUACAGCCCACACCUGAACAACUACUUCAGGUGUAUGAGCUGACCCUCCACUACACCCAGCACCGAGAUCACAACGUGGUUACAGCCGCUCUGGAACUCCUACAACAAGUGUUCAGAACUCCACCCCCGGAACUUCUACACAUGCUUAUUAAUGUGGGCAGCAUUCCUCAUGCUACCGUGUUCCGCCAGGAUACAGAGAGACGUGCCCGCUCCGGAAGCAUCCUUGAGCUAAUUGGUAAGAUGCUGUCUGGGGAGGAGGAUGGCCUGGAGGAUGACCCUGAGAGGGCAGAGGUCAGCACUGGUGCCUUCACAGCGUCAGUGGUGGGGACAGACAGUUCUUCCACAGUCCAAGUGGAUAUCAUCACAGAGCAGCCACGUUCCUCCCAGCAUACUCUGCAGCCAGGUGACUCGGUGGAUCUCAGUGCCUCCUCAGAGCAAGGCGGGGGCGGGACGUCUGCAUCUGACACCCCAGAGUCGCCCAAUGACAACGAGGAAGAGAUGUUGAGUCGGAGUUCUAGUGGUGGAGCCAACGUAACCCCAGAGACAGCAGACUACACCACGCCGGAGAACGCCACGCCAGAUGGAGGGCCUCUAGGACCUGCUGGGAUGCUACUAGGCACUAAUGAUCGCUCUCUCCCCCCCAGCGAUUCCUCGCAAACCACCACAGAGGGACCAGACUCAGCUGUCACCCCCUCAGAUGUUGCAGAGCUGGUGCUGGAUGGUAGUGAAAGCCAGUACUCGGGGAUGCAGAUUGGAACACUGCAGGAUGAGGAAGAUGAUGGAUCAGCACCUUCCUCUCAUGAGGAACAACCAGAACCCUUCUCUCAGUCAGCAUUGGCUCUGAGCAAGCCUCAUCUUCUGGAGGGCCGAGGUCAUAAUAGGCAGGCCUCAGACAGCAGCAUGGACCGCUUCAUACCAAAGGAUGAACCACCUGAGCCUGAACCAGACAACAAGCCAUCAAGGAUAAAGGGUCCAAUUGGCCACUACACAGACCAGAGGGCUGAACCGCUGGUACACUGUGUGCGACUUCUUGCUUCUUCCUUUCUUCUGACAGGACAGAAGAACGGUCUGGUCCCCGAUAGGGAGGUGCGUGUGAGUGUGAAGGCCCUGGCGGUCAGUUGCAUUGGGGCUGCUGCAGCAUUGCACCCCGAUGCCUUCUUCAACUCCCUCUAUCUGGAGCCGCUGGACGGUAUUCCAGCAGAGGAGCAGCAGUAUAUCAGUGACGUUCUGGGCUUCAUUAACCAUGGAGACCCCCAGAUCAGGGGAGCCACCGCCAUCCUUUGUGGAGCAAUCAUGCAAGCAGCACUCACCAAAACACGCUACAACAUGCACAACUGGCUGGCCAGCGUGCAGAGUGCCACAGGUAAUCCUCUCUCCCCGGUGGACAUGGUGCCUUUGCUCCAGAAGACUUUGAAAGAUGAAUCCUCUGUCACUUGCAAGAUGGCGUGUUCUGCCGUCAGGCAUUGCAUCAUGACUGUGUGCCAAAGCAUCCUGAGUGAGCUGGGCCUGCAGCUGCUUAUUGACUUGUUGGCCUUGAAGGACUGCUCUUAUUGGUUGGUUAGGACUGAGCUAUUGGAGACCCUUGCAGAGAUGGACUUCCGGUUAGUGAAUUUCCUGGAAAGGAACACUGAAAGUUUGCACAGAGGAGAUCAUCACUACACUGGGCGUCUGCGUCUGCAGGAGAGGGUGCUUAAUGAUGUGGUCAUCCACUUGUUGGGAGACGAAGACCCCAGGGUGCGGCAUGUAGCAGCUUCUGCCGUCAGCAGGCUGGUACCCAGAUUGUUCUAUGACUGCGACCAAGGCCAAGCAGACCCAGUGGUGGCUAUCGCCAGAGACCAGAGCUCUGUUUACCUGCAGCUGCUGAUGCAUGAGACACAACCGCCCUCCCAGUUCACUGUCAGCACCAUCACAAGGACGUACCGAGGCUACAACUUGUGCCAUGGUGUGUCUGAUGUCACACUGGAGAACAACCUGUCCAGAGUCAUCACCAUUAUUUCCCACGCCCUCACCUCCUCUACCUCCCGAGCACUGACUUUUGGCUGUUGUGAGGCACUGUGCCUCCUUACUUCUACUUUCCCAGUGUGCAGCUGGAACACAGGAUGGCAUUGCGGCUAUGUCAGCUCUAGUGCCAGCCAUACUUCACGUUCCAGCUUCAACCGCAGCAGGGUCAGGGCCCUCAGUCUGUCUCAGCCCAGCAUUGCUCCUGCUCCCUCAGCCUCCUCCACCCCUGGGCCAGAUGCUGAGCGGAGGACUCUGACUGUAGGCAUGGCUAACAUGGUGCUCUCCCUGCUCUCCUCUGCCUGGUUCCCCCUGGACCUGUCUGCACACCAAGAUGCCCUGCUGCUGGCUGGCAACCUGCUUGCUGCGGCAGCUCCUAAGUGCUUGCGCAGCCCCUGGGUUGGAGAGGAGGAGGGAAGCAGUGGUAGCAGUAACACAAGUGGAGCCCAAAAUAAAGUGGAAGAGCCCUGGGCAGCUCUGUCGGAGCGCUCCUUGGUGGCCAUGGUAGAGCAGCUCUUCUCCCAUCUCCUCAAGAUCCUCAAUAUUUGUGCCCAUGUGCUGGACGAUACACCGCCCGGACCAGCUGUUAAGGCCACCCUGCCCUCGCUAGCCAACACACCCUCUCUCAGCCCCAUCCGCAGAAAAGGCAAAGAGAAGGAGGUGGCUGAACCUAGCACUACCCCCAUGAGCCCAAAGAAAAGCAGCGAGACAACCACAGGCAGGCCAACGGACAAUACUGGAUCCACAGUGGUCAGCAAGUCCACCACCCUUGGCAACUUCUACCACCUACCACCCUACCUCAAGCUCUAUGAUGUCCUCAAAGCUACACAUGCUAACUUCAAGGUGACAUUGGAUCUCCACAACAGCCAGGAGAAGUUUGGAGGUUUCCUGCGUGCUGCUCUAGACGUACUGUCUCAGCUCCUGGAGCUGGCUACACUACAUGACAUUGGCAAGUGCGUUGAGGAGAUCUUAGGCUACCUCAAGUCCUGCUUUUCCAGAGAGCCAACUAUGGCCACCGUCUGUGUACAACAGUUGUUGAAAACCCUGUUUGGCACUAACCUGGCAUCCCAAUAUGAGGGAGCCCUCAGUGGGCCCAGCCGCUCCCAGGGCAAGGCCCUCCGUCUGGGCUCAUCAAGCCUGCGACCGGGCCUCUACCAUUACUGCUUCAUGGCUCCCUACACGCACUUCACCCAGGCCCUCGCAGAUGCCAGCCUCCGCAACAUGGUGCAGGCGGAACAAGAGCAGGAUGCCUCUGGUUGGUUUGAUGUGAUGCAGAAAGUUUCCAACCAACUAAGGUCUAGCAUCACCAAUGUGACACGACACAGAGGGGACAAGAAUGCUAUCCACAACCACAUCCGUCUGUUUGAGCCACUAGUGAUCAAGGCUCUGAAGCAGUAUACCACCAGCACCUCUGUGGCCCUUCAGAGACAGGUCCUGGAUCUGCUAGCCCAGCUAGUACAGCUCCGGGUCAACUACUGCCUGCUGGACUCGGAUCAGGUGUUUAUUGGCUUUGUUCUAAAGCAGUUUGAGUACAUCGAAGUGGGCCAAUUCAGGGAUUCAGAGGCUAUUGUUCCCAAUAUCUUCUUCUUUCUUGUGCUGCUGUCCUAUGAGCGUUACCAUUCCAAGCAGAUCAUAAGCAUUCCCAAGAUCAUCCAGCUGUGUGACGGCAUCAUGGCCAGUGGCAGGAAAGCUGUCACACAUGCCAUCCCAGCCCUGCAGCCAAUCGUCCACGAUCUGUUUGUAUUGAGAGGCUCCAACAAGGCAGAUGCAGGAAAGGAGCUGGACACACAGAAAGAGGUGGUGGUCUCCAUGCUGCUGAGACUCAUACAGCACCACCAGGUGCUCGAGAUGUUCAUCCUGGUCUUGCAGCAGUGCCACAAGGAGAAUGAAGACAAGUGGAAGAGAUUAUCCCGACAGAUCGCUGACAUCAUACUGCCCAUGAUUGCCAAGCAGCAGAUGCACCUGGACUCCCCUGAGGCGUUGGGAGUCUUGAAUACUCUGUUUGAGACUGUGGCUCCCUCCUCACUCAGGCCUGUAGACAUGCUGCUCAAGAGCAUGUUUACUACCCCAGCCACCAUGGUGUCAGUAGCCACAGUCCAACUGUGGGUGUCGGGUAUCCUGGCCGUGCUCAGGGUUUUGAUUUCCCAGUCCACUGAAGACAUCGUCCUGUCUCGCGUCCACGAGCUCUCCCUCUCGCCUCAUUUCCUCUCCUGCCACACCAUCCACCAGCUCCAUCAGCAGAGCCCCUCCCCCCAUGACCCAUCCAUCGACUCCCUUGGUAGUCACGAGCCCAACGGCGAGGUGUCGAAAGCCUUGCCCGAGGAGACCUUAGCCAGGUUCCUGCUCCAGCUAGUUGGAGUGUUGCUGGAUGACAUUUCCUCUAGACAGGUUAAGGUUGAUAUGACUGAACAGCAGCACACUUUCUACUGCCAGCAGCUGGGUACACUGCUCAUGUGUCUCAUACACAUCUUCAAGAGUGGAAUGUUCCGUAGGAUCACAGCUGCAGCCAGCCGCCUCCUGAAGGGGGAGGCUGCUGGUAGCCAGGCCUCCCCAGAGGCUGGCUCUUUCUACCCUCUGGAGGGCCUCAAUGGCAUGGUGCAGGGCCUGACCACCACCCAUCCUUCCUUGGUGCUGCUCUGGUGCCAAGUCUUGCUCAUCAUCAAUUACACCAACUACUCCUGGUGGGCUGAGGUACACCAAACACCCAGGAGACACAGCCUGUCAUGCACUAAGCUGUUGAGCCCUCACUCCUCAGGGGAGGGUGAGGAGGAGAAGCCUGAGUCUGGAUUGGCCAUGGUCAACAGAGAGAUCGCACGCAGGGGGGCCCUCAUCCUCUUUUGCGAUUAUGUGUGUCAGAACCUCCAUGAUUCUGAGCAUCUGACCUGGCUCAUCGUCAAUCACGUGCGAGACCUAAUCAGCCUUUCCCAUGAGCCUCCGGUGCAGGACUUCAUCAGUGCUGUACACCGCAACUCUGCCGCCAGUGGCCUGUUCAUCCAGGCCAUCCAGUCCCGCUGUGACAACCUCACAACUCCUACCAUGUUGAAGAAGAGCCUGCAAUGUCUGGAAGGCAUCCACCUGAGUCAGUCUGGCUCCCUGCUGAUGCUGUAUGUGGACAAGUUGCUUAAUACACCCUUCAGGGUGCUGGCCCGCAUGGUGGACACACUGGCCUGCCGCCGGGUGGAGAUGCUGCUAGCAGAGACACUACAGAACAGUAUAGCCCAGCUGCCAGUGGAGGAACUGGACAGGAUCCAGGAGUACCUCCAGACCAGUGGCCUGGCUCAGAGGCAUCAGAGGUUCUACUCCCUGCUGGACAGGUUCCGAGCCACCGUUGCAGAAGGGACCAGUACUCCUGCCCCUCCCGUGACACCACACCCGCUGGAUGGCGAUCCACCUCCAGCCCCUGCGCUGGUCAUUGCUGAUAAGGAAUGGUAUGUGGCUCUGGUGAAGUCUCAGUGUUGUCUCCGUGGUGACGGGUCGCUCUUGGAGACAACUGAGCUCCUGACUAAACUACCUCCCUCAGACCUCUCCAGCAUCAUGAGCUGCAAAGAGUUCAACUUAAGUUUGCUUUGCCCAUGCCUGAGCAUGGGAGUGCAGCGUCUGACACGGGGUCAAGGGUCCUUGCUAUUGGAGACAGCGAUGCAUGUGACCAUGGACCAGCUUGCCGGGAUCAUGCAUUCACUGCCUGUCUCACAUCAGUCCUUCUUGCCGCCGUCCCAAUCCCAGCCAUACUGGGAUAAACUGGCCGACAUCUAUGGUGAGCCAGCUUUCUAUUCCAGGGUGCUGUCACUCUGCAGAGCUGUGGCCCAGUAUUUGCUGAGCUUAGGCCAGCUGCCAUCCUCGCUGCAUAUCCCCUUCGACAAGGAACACCUCAUCACCACGUUCACUUGCACUGCCACUGAGGUGGUAGUGUGGCGCCUGCUUCAGGACUCAGUGCCCCUCAGUGUGGACCUCCAGUGGGCCCUCUCCUGCCUCUGCUUGGCCUUGCAACAACCCUGCGUCUGGAACAAGCUCUCCACCCCUCAGUACACCACAUACACCUGCUCCCUCAUCCACUGUCUGCGCCUCAUCAUCGUCGCAGUGGCUGUGAGUCCUGGAGAUCAGCUUCUGCAUCCAGAGAGGAAGAGAGCUGAAGCACAGAGAGAAUCCGAGGGAGAUCAAGUGGACUCAACGCAGGCUGAUAACAUGUGUGAGCGGCGGGCAUGCGAGAUCAUGGCAGAGCUGGUGGAGGGCCUGCGGAGUGUCCUUGCAGUGGGUCACCAUAGCAACAGUGGAAUCCCUGCUUUCCUCACGCCGACACUGUGCAACAUUGUUAUCAGCCUGUCCCGACUCCCGCUGGUCAACAGCUAUACCCGAGUCCCUCCACUGGUUUGGAAGCUGGGUUGGUCCCCUCAGCCAGGAGGCGAGUUCGGCACAGCGCUGCCGGAGAUUCCUGUCGACUUCCUCCAGGAGAAAGAUGUCUUCAGAGAGUUCCUGUAUCGCAUCAACACGCUUGGCUGGAGCAGCAGGACUCAGUUUGAGGAGACCUGGGCCACUCUGUUGGGGGUGCUGGUCACCCAACCCAUUACGAUGGACCAGGAGGAGGAGACACAACAGGAGGAGGACUUGGAGCGUACCCAGUUGAAUGUGUUGGCAGUGCAGGCCAUCACCAGCCUGGUGCUGAGUGCCAUGACUCUGCCUGCUGCUGGCAACCCCGCAGUCAGCUGUCUGGAACAGCAACCUCGUAACAAGAGCCUCAAAGCCCUGGACACACGGUUCGGCAGGAAGUUGGCAGUGAUCAGGGGUGAGGUAGAGAGGGAGAUUCAGGCCCUGGUGUCCAAGAGGGAUAAUGUCCACACAUACCACCCAUACCACGCCUGGGACCCUGUACCCUCACUGUCAGCUCCCUCCGCUGGUACUCUGAUCAGCCAUGAGAAGCUGCUGCUUCAGAUCAACACGGAGAGAGAAAUGGGCAACAUGGACUACAAAUUGGGACAGGUAUCUAUCCAUUCGGUGUGGCUAGGUAACAACAUCACCCCUUUGAGGGAGGAAGAGUGGGGUGAGGAUGAGGAAGAUGAGACAGACAAUCCAGCCCCAAUCUCCCCACCUAUCUCACCUAUCAAUUCAAGGAAGCACCGUGCAGGUGUGGACAUCCAUUCAUGUUCCCAGUUCCUUUUGGAGCUUUACAGCCAGUGGUUGAUCCCUGGUUCUCCCAGCAACAGAAGGACCCCAGUGGUGCUCAUCAGUGAGGUGGUCCGAUCGCUGCUGGCAGUGUCGGACCUGUUCACUGAGAGGAACCAGUUUGACAUGAUGUUUUCCACCCUGAUGGAGCUACAGAAGCUCCAUCCCCCCGAGGAUGAGAUUCUCAACCAGUACCUGGUGCCUGCCAUCUGCAAGGCUGCUGCUGUGUUGGGCAUGGACAAAGCAAUAGCGGAGCCAGUGUGUCGUCUGUUGGAGACCACCCUGCGCAGCACUCAUUUGCCCAGCCGUAUGGGUGCUUUGCACGGGGUGUUGUACGUCUUGGAGUGUGACCUUCUUGAUGACACAGCCAAACAGCUAAUCCCCACCGUGUCAGAGUACCUGCUGUCCAACCUGAGGGCUAUCGCGCACUGUGUAAACCUCCACAACCAGCAGCAUGUCUUGGUGAUGUGUGCAGUGGCCUUCUACAUGAUGGAGAAUUACCCUCUGGAUGUAGGCACAGAGUUCACAGCUGCAAUUAUACAGAUGUGUGGUGUGAUGGUGUCAGCCAGCGAGGACUCUACGCCCUCUGUUAUUUACCACUGUGUGCUGCGGGGUCUGGAGCGCCUCCUGUUGUCAGAGCAGUUGUCUCGUUUGGAUGGAGAGGCCUUGGUCAAACUCAGUGUGGACCGGGUCAACAUGCCCUCACCACACAGAGCCAUGGCAGCACUGGGACUCAUGCUCACCUGCAUGUACACUGGCAAGGAGAAGGCCAGCCCCGCUGGUCGCCCCGCCCAUUCUGACCCCCAGGCUCCAGACAGUGAGUCAGUCAUUGUGGCCAUGGAGAGGGUCUCUGUGCUCUUCGACAGGAUCCGGAAGGGUUUGCCCAGUGAAGCACGGGUGGUGUCUAGGAUCCUGCCUCAAUUCCUGGAUGACUUCUUCCCGCCACAGGAUGUUAUGAACAAGGUCAUCGGGGAGUUCCUGUCCAAUCAGCAGCCUUACCCACAAUUCAUGGCCACUGUUGUCUACAAGGUUUUCCAGACACUCCACGCCACCGGCCAGUCAUCCAUGGUGCGUGACUGGGUGCUGUUGUCCUUGUCCAAUUUCACCCAGAGGACUCCAGUCGCCAUGGCCAUGUGGAGCCUCUCCUGCUUCUUUGUGUCAGCCUCCACUUCCCAGUGGAUCUCAGCCCUACUGCCACACGUGAUCAGCCGCAUGGGCCGUAGCGAUGUAGUGGACGUCAACCUUUUCUGCCUGGUGGCCAUGGACUUUUAUCGUCACCAGAUUGAUGAAGAGCUGGACCGCAGGGCUUUCCAGUCUGUCUUUGAGAUGGUGGCUUCGCCGGGCAGCCCCUACUUCCAGCUACUGAGCUGCUUACAGGCUAUCCACCAGGACACGUCAAUCUGACAGGAAAGGAUAGAGAGGUAGACAGAAUCAGAGAGAGGAGAGGAGAGGAAAAGUGGAUGAUGGAAAGAAAUGGCAUGUAGCACCUCUCCUCUUUGGGGUAAGAUGGCAAGACCAGAUUAUUCAGUCAAAAUCAUCUGCUGAAAUAUUUACCACUGCUUAAGACACCAUGUCAAACAUGGUAGUGAGCAUUAAAAAAAGUGACGGCUAUAAGAAUCCAUUUUAAUGUUUUAGGAUGUACAUUAGAGCAAGUCUGUAGAGAAAGAUGGAGUUGACUGUCUUGCAGCUCUGUGAAAUAUACUUGCUAAUCCUUCAAAGUGUGGUUUUGCUUAUGACUGCAUCUAAACCACAGACAACUCCUUGGGAUGGACGACAGCAGCCUGAACACUUCCCCCUACUUAGCACCUUGAUGAAGAUAGAAGAUAAUAUAAAUCAUAGACAGAAUCUGGAUUUGUAUAUUUUCCUGUGAGGACUUGCUUGAUUAUUGUGAUGUCAAUGAAGUUGAAUAGAGAAAAAAAUAUUAAGAAAAUGUGUACUAUAUUUAAAGUUCCAAUACAUCUAUAUUUUUCAGUGCAUUUUGUUACAGGUGGCAGAACGGAUAAUGUCAAAACUGAUAAGCUGGUGAACAUGGAUGUGGGGUAAAAAAUGGCUGCUUAAUGUUGUCAACAUCUAGUUAACCAUCUUUGAACCGUUUUUUUUCCCCUUAAAGUUGCUUUCAUUCACUUUACUUUUUUCUAACAACAGUAUAUCGGCGCAAAGAGGAAGUGGGAGAGGAGUAAAGAAGUUUUAUCUACUGUAUCUUUCAGAGAAGUGAUAAUAUGAGAGCCAUGGUAUUUUUCUUUUAUUUUUAUCACGUCAGUAAGAAACUCAAGCUACGAUUGUAUCCGUCACUGCAGACGGGUUAAUGAAUUUCCAGUCCCACCGAGCAUUUGUCCAGGACUCCU
This is a messenger RNA of Lampris incognitus (smalleye Pacific opah), 10595 nucleotides long. It is a transcript of the gene htt, whose product is annotated as huntingtin. Lineage: Eukaryota; Metazoa; Chordata; Actinopteri; Lampriformes; Lampridae. Bases 223 to 9654 code for a protein of 3143 amino acids. The record is from RefSeq and is a predicted model, not a curated record. The transcript has 66 exons. Gene Ontology annotation, cellular component: nucleus; cytoplasm.